This is a messenger RNA of Daktulosphaira vitifoliae (grape phylloxera), 5428 nucleotides long. Its product is annotated as limbic system-associated membrane protein-like. The coding region runs from base 581 to 2278 and encodes 565 amino acids. Lineage: Eukaryota; Metazoa; Arthropoda; Insecta; Hemiptera; Phylloxeridae. Gene Ontology annotation, molecular function: protein binding; axon guidance receptor activity. The record is from RefSeq and is a predicted model, not a curated record. Gene Ontology annotation, cellular component: plasma membrane; axon; neuronal cell body. Gene Ontology annotation, biological process: synapse organization; homophilic cell-cell adhesion. The transcript is spliced from 12 exons.
CGACUUCUGUGCUCAACGGAUCGUCUCAGCGUCUGCCCGUCUCUUGCAUACCAACGACCACUGCCAGUUGCCGGCACAACAUUACUUCAGUGUUGCUGCGAUACACCACUGGCCGAGACGCACGCCGACGUUGUUCCGUCCUCCGAGCACGUGCCGCGAACACUCUCGUAAACACUAUAAAAUUAAUUCAUUUACUAACAAACAAUUUUAUUAUUGUUAAGUGUGUGUGUGUGUGUGUUUAUUUAGCUGAUAGUUUAACCGUAGCCGUUUGAAUUUUAACGUCUAGUGUGCGUUUUACUCUUAAAUAUAUAAAUAAACAAUUUAUCCUAUUAUUUUGUAUAACAUAUUAUAUUUCUUCUUGCGGAAUAAACAUAUAUAUAUAUAUAUAUAUAUUAGAUCUCAAAGUGUUUUUGUAAUUAUAUUACGCGUUGAUUUUCACACCUUGUGGUCCACAAAACGGAUAUUGACGACAGUGUCAAGUUACUCGUUGGAUAUAUGGUCACACUCGACCGAAAUCGUUCGUAACCGAUUAAGCAAUUAUUAACUUUACUCUUUAACGUCCAGUCGACUUUGAAUUAACAUGGACCGGCGACAGUCGGUUCACACAAUGCAUGACAUGUGCAAGUCCAGCAGGUUAUUGUCUUCAGUUUUGGUGUGCACGAUUAUACUGUUAUUUGUCGAUUCAGGAUUGGCAUCGCCAAAACGUACUGUACUAGAUCCAGAACUUGAAAACUUGCCUACAUUUGGGACACAGGGCAAGAGAUUUCGAGUUGUCACUAAUGACACGGUAGUGUUACCUUGCGACGUUAUUAACCCAGGUUCUUUUAUUUUGGUAUGGAAAAAAGGAAUAGCUGUACUUACAGCCGGUAGUACUAAAGUUUCACCAGACGAAAGAAUUCGACUAGUGGAUGGUAGUAAUUUAGAAAUCCGAGAUAUUCAAACAAAUGACGCAGGAAAUUAUGUUUGCCAAAUUGCAACAUUAAAACCAAGAGAAAUAUCUCAUACGGUUGAAAUCUUAGUCCCAUCAAGAAUUAAGUCCGUAACUUCUGGAGGUAAUAUUGAUACAAAAAAAGAUUCUUUGAUCAAAUUAAAUUGCGAAGCAGAUGGAAAUCCUGUUCCAAACAUAACGUGGACAAGAAAAAAUAAUGUACUUCCAAAUGGCGAGAGAAACACAACUGGAGACACAUACAUUAUACAAUCAGCAACCAGACAUGAUGCAGGUAUUUAUAUAUGCACCGCUUACAACAACGUCGGUCAACCUGCAGAACAAACUAUUGCAGUUAACAUAUUAUAUCCUCCGGAAAUUGAAGUGGAACGUGGUUGGGUUCAUUCUGGAGAAGGAAACGAAGCUUUGCUUGUUUGCAUAGUUAACGCUGAACCGCACGCAGAGGUGUCAUGGUACAGAGAUACAUUAAAAUUAGAUACUAAUGAACGCCGUAUUACGGAAGUUAGAGGAAGUAGACAUACUUUGAUAGUGAGAAAAGUCCAAGCAAGUGACUUUGGUAAUUACAGUUGCGUUGCAGAUAACGUUGUAGGCAAAAGCAGGUCUUAUGUUGAACUAUCAGGAAAACCUAAUCCAGUGAAAAUCAAUAGUAAUAAGAUAGGUAGACAUCAAAAUAAUUUCAACCUUUCUUGGUCAGUUGAUAGCUACACUCCCAUAGAAGAGUUUAAGCUAUUUUACAGAAAAGUGCCUCUUCCUGAUGAAUCAUCGGUAGACACACGAACUCAGUAUCAAUGGCCUAAGAAACCUGUUAGACACGAGAACAAUGAUGGCCUAUUAGGGACUCCAAUUUAUGGAUAUAACAGCAUGAGAAACGAAUGGAACGAUGUAGUCCUUCCAGCAUUGCCCAGUGAACAGUUUACUCAUCGCAUGUCUUAUAACAUUCGUGGUUUGGAAACCGGAGCUGAAUAUGAAGCUAAAGUAAUGGCCAAGAACCGAUUUGGCUGGACCCCAAUGUCUGACGUGUUCAAAUUUAUCACUUCUACUACACCUGAAAUCGGUAAAAGUCAAUAUUCUCCACUUAUUAACUGGAACUCACUGUACACUACUCUACGCAACUUGGUAUCGCUAUGUUUCGAAUGCGAACAGACAGAGAUUGCAAAUAAUGACUCCAACCCAAAAUACCAAGCAUCUUAUGGUAGCUCAAUGACAUCAAACGCUGAAGCUCGAGACCUCGGAUCUACUUCUUCAUACAAUGGAUUCACCAAACGCAGCUGCAACGUCAUACUUACCGUCAUCUUUACUACCUUUUAUUUUGCCUUUACUGUCAUUGUUUAAAUAUCCUUCAGUAAAACCUAUAAAUACCAUUGAUCUCACAGUGGCGUGAAAGUUGUUAAAUAUUUAUAAGGAUGGAACGGAAAAAUCUUAGGGGUAGUUUUACAAGUUUUAACAAGAAUGUAAAAUAUUUUUUAUUCAUUUUUGAUGUUUAACAAUAUUUUUAGCUGUUACUAAGGUUAACAAAAACACGCCACUGUGUUGUUAUCCGUCUGGAAUGACUAAUACUAUUUGCAUAAUUCGUCAGCUAUUUCAUUAAAAAAAUAUAUAAUAGAAACUGAACAAAAUAUUACAAUUAAUAUUAAAUUAAUUAAUAUUUAAAAAUUUUAAAUUACUUUAAAUUUAACUUAAAACAAAGAAAUCACUUUCAUUAUUUAAAAAUAAGUAAUUGCAAUUAUUUAUGAAUAUUUCUCAGUUUUAUUUAAGAGAAUCUAAAUUUUCAUUGAUUGAUGAAGUAUAGUGUUUGGUAUUCCACGGAUCAACAACUCAAUCACAGUAUCUUUAAAGAACAUUAUUUGAACAUUUUGAUUGGAACUUAAUAAAAUUAAACUUAUAAAUUCUAGUCCAGCUUUACAAAUCUAACUUAUAGUUAGACGGAGAAGUAAGGGGAUAAUAUUCUACAGACAUUUGGGGCCCCAUCUCUAUAAACGUUUCGGUAAAACAGAAUUUGUACAUUUAAAUUAAAUAAGUUUGGAGAAUCAAUUGGCCGAUGGCAAUAUAAUGGCUUUAAGUGAAGUUAAUUUUGUUUCAUCAUGAAGAUCAUUGGCAAAUAAGAAGAUAAUCGCAAUCGCCAAUGUAUACUUUUACUUUUAAUCUAUACGCUUCACAAAGUUAUAUCACGUGCAAAUAAUCGUUAAUCCUGAAAUCGGUGAAUAUAAUCAUAAUAACCAUAUUACCGCAAAACCGCUUUCUAUAAAACUAUUCAAUAUUCAAAGGGAUUAUACAUAUUUCGGACAUCAUAGUAUUAUUUCCGUUAAAUUUCAUCGGUUAACUCACAUUGCACAUAACAUUCAAAAUUUAUAUCAUUCAUUAGCACAUGGUUUAAGUGCUAAUAGAAACAGGAUGCUUAAACUCUUGUAUCCCUUUUCGUCAUAUACUUUUGGCCUAAAAGUAAAUGACGUACUGACUACCAACGUAUCAUAUGAGACUUAUACGAUUUACUGAAGAAUAAAAUUAAUUUAUUAAAUAAUUUUAUAAAUUCUAUUUUAUUCGACUAUCUUGCAUAUUAUAAAUCUAUUCUGUUAUACAUUUAUGUUAAAACCUAUAACUACCAUAAGAGUUAAUCAGCACAAAAACCGUUUUAAGCACAAUGAGUUGUAAAUAUAUAACUAUUUUUAUGUUGAAAUUAUGAGAGUAAGUUUUAAUCCAAAAUUAUGGACUUAAAAACGUAUUAAAAUACUUCGAAUUUCAUUGAAAUAAUGAAACUACAACAGCAACUUUUCAUUCGACUCGAAAUUAAUCCCUGAAAUUUUCAAUUUACGUUAAAAUUGUUUUAUUUUAUGUUUGAUAAUAAGUUCUCAAAUAUUAUACAUAUAUAGGCCAGUAUUUGAACAUAUACCGUAAUUUAAGAACAUUCAAUUUAUAAUAAAAUAAAAGAUCAUCAUUAUCAUAAAAGUAUUACUUUUUUGUUUCAAUUAUAUCUAGUUAAGAGUUUAAAACUUUACAUUAGUUAUAGUUUAUUAAAAUAAAUCUUUUGUAAAUAAAUGCAUAAUUAAGAAAUAUUAUACUUAAAUAAUUGUUGCACUACAACGAGUUCUAUAUUAACGUGAUUGAGAAAGAAAUUUUGAGCCAUCCGGUUUUGAGACAAUAAUGUUUAACUAAAAUUCAUAACAUCAUGCAAUUCUUAUUUAGACAAAAUUGUAGAAAAAUCACUUAAAAGUCAAGUUAAAAUAAUUCAAUUCGUUUUAUCUUAUUGUAUAAGUGAGAGAAUAUUUGAAUUUAUAAAUUAUACAUUUUUAUCUAAAGAUAAGAUAUAAACCAUAAAAGUUGCUUGUCCAAAUUAUAUUUAAACUAUGUUAGUUAUUUGGUCAGUUUUCAUGUAGUGUUAAGACUCAAUUCUUUUAUAAAUGACCAAGCAUAAUAGAUUUUUAAGAAUGAUUUAUCAUAUUAAAAUAAAAAGGAUUUUAUUAUGUUAAUUAAUAUGUUAUGGAACUUUAUGUUUUAUCAUAUAGUUCUCAACAAUCUAUUUGUCACAUUUAUUUAUUCUGAUUAAUAUUGUUAGAAAAUAUAUAAUAUAUUAUAUAUAUAUAUAUAUAUAUCUUAAUACUAUCUAAAAAUUAAAAAAAAAAUAUAUUAUUAAAUUUAUGUUUCUCUAUAAACUGAUUGAAUUUUGUAAAAAUUAUAUUUAAAUGUUUUAAUAUUGAGAUUGUAAUGAAAUAUUAUAAUACUUUGUGCUGUCCUUUUGUCUUAUACUUACAUCAGAUAAAAAAAUUAUUUUAUAAAAUUUAUAAAUGUUUAAAAACAAAAAAAUCUGUUAUUUAUCUUAAUUUGGUCAUAUUAUAAGCAAGAUCGAUAUAAUAUGAAUUAUAAUGUAGCUAAAUAUUGAACAAUAUUAUUUAUAAGCGGGAAUUGUAAUAACAAAUUGACUGAAACAUUAACUUGACAAAUUUGUCAAUUGUAAGUAAAAUAUCAAAAUGUCUCUUUGUCAAAUGGAUAAUUGAAAUUUUGAGGUGCCUAAAUACAUUAUAUUAAUAGAUAUUGUAUGAUUUUUUGACUGAUUGUUUUAAAAUUGUUUUAUGAAUUAUAAACAUUCAGUAAUUACAACAUACAGUUAAUAAAACGUUAAACGUACACCUUUUUUUACUGUGUAUACUUGUAAUAUUGUUAUUAUUUUUAUAUCUUUAACUAAAAUAUCUUAUUUAUUUGACUAUCGUCAAUAAUCUUAUUACUCUGAUUGUUUUUAAUUUGUACAUUUGUACAUUUUAUUGUAUAAGUUAAGAAUAAAUUAGUUGUAUAGCUUGAACAUUAUGUUAAAGGUCAUAUAAUUUUAGUUAUUUUGUAUACAUGUAAAUUUUUUUGUUAUUUAUAAUUAAUGUAGUAAUUUCACAUUGACUAUCGAUAAACGAAAUAUGACAUUUUGCUUUUUAAAAAUUGUUGGUAACUGUUAAAAAUAGAUACCUAUUCAAUUCAGAUAGUAUUAAGAAUUAUUUUUUA